AUGGCUGUCCGUGACGUCGUCGCCGACGAGUCUCUCUUGCCUGUGCUCAAUACGAGCGCCGAGACGCGGGAACAGUGUCAGAAACUCCUUGCGUUGCUCGACCCGACCGUUGACUCGACUUCGAGGGAUCCCAAGGAGAUUGCUCUAGCCGCCUCCCGUGAGCAGAAACAGUUGUAUGCGCUUCUAGCCCGACUACGCGGUCAGAAUCGGGAUGCUGUCUUCCACGUCCGCGAGACGAAGCAGUCGACAGCAGAAGCCCGCCAGGAAAUCGAUCGGUUACACCUCCAGCUACAGAAUCUCUAUUACGAACAGCGCCAUCUCACUGGCGAAAUUGCCGCCUGCGAUUCCUACGAUCACAAAUACCGCUCCCUGCCCUUAAUCCCGGUGGAAGAGUUCUUCGAGCUCUUCCCGGAACACCGGGAGUCCGACAGCCAUGAACUCAUGAUCGCCCGGAUCAACCAUGAGCACGCGGAGCGCGAGAAAUUGGAACAGGCGCGCCAGGAACUGCUCAAGCGCAAGCAGGCGUUGAUCGCCGAGAAUAACAAGCGAAAGGAGGAUCUAGCGAGCCUGGAUCAGGAUCUGGAGCGGUUUAUCGAUCAUGCCCUGGUCAUGACCAGCAAGCAUGAAGACUCGGGGUCGGAGAAGACUGCCGUCGACGCCACCAUGACCCCUUCCACGCCCGCCAAAGCUGCCCCGUCGCCGGAGAAGCCAGAGGCCGCCCGAACGCGCUUCAAGGUCAUCGCCGCCUUCUGGGCCGUCAUUAUCUUCCUGGGGUUUCCGAUCUGGUGGAAAACCACGUCGAUCUACCGGGCGAGUCUGCCGAUCGACGAUAUGAGCGAUUGGGCUGAUGGAAAGAUCUGUCGUCCUGUGUUUCCCCUGGAAAUCCGAUUUGAAACUCCGUCGCUGCCAGAUGCAGAGGCCCAGCAUCUCCUCCGAACAACGCAGCACACCCUGGACGAUCUCAACGAGUUCUCUGCGCAUCAUCUCCGGCUAAAACUAUCGGACGACCCGUCGGUGGAGGAUGGACUUUCUCCCGAUGAGAAGGCAGAUACCGCGUUGACGGUGCGCCUGCUGCCUCGAGAGGACCUGACGGCUCCCCGGGCGGAGCUGCAAUUGGAUGCGGCCCAGCUGGAUGUGCUCUACUCCCCCAGCCAAGUCCCGCCUCCCUCGUCUUCCAACCCUCCGCUGUCGGCGUUCAUCGCGGCGGAGCUGCAGCGUCUUUUCCUGGAGGAGAAGGCGACCAUCGCGCACGUCCUGUCCGAUAGUGCCGUGGCCGCCCACACCAACACCAACACACCGUCGUCGUCCAACAAUCAGCAGCCAUCCGCGAUCUUGAACUCGAUCUCGCCGCAACUCGCGGAGAGCAUCGCGCGGCGGCUCCGACGAUCCAUGAAGUAUGCCGACACUUACCACCUCGCCUUCUCGCUGUUUACUCCCGGCGCCGAGCCGUCCUCUUGGGACAUCCAAGCCGCCGUGCAGGAGUACAUCUCCCCCGUCCUGCAGUCGUUCGCCCCGAUCAGCAAUUUCACCGUCGACACGCAAGUGCAGCUCUACGCGACAUUCUCCCCCAUGGCGCCCCGUCCCGAAUACGACGAAUCCCAGUCCGCAUGGACGCUCAAAAAGGACGACCUAAGCGCGUUCAUCAACGCCGCCGAAUGGCCCCUAAGCCCCAGCAUCGGCAGCGGCCCCACGAUCAACUUCAUCCUCUACGUCCCCGCCCCAUCCCAGUCCCCCCUCCUCGUCAAAGAAAGCAGCGCAACCAGCUGGAUCAUCCCGCAAUGGGGCGGCGUCUUCCUCCUCAACCCACCCCUCGACGCAGCCUCCCCCUCCCCCACCAACCCCCCACACCUAUCCCAGGAAUCGCUCCAGCCCGCGUUCCUAACCUUCUCACACCAACUUCUCACCCUCCUCGGCGCGCCCACAACCCCAACCUCCCUCCCCCUCCGCCUCCAAACCCUCAUCCGCGUCCGCGCCGCCAUGCUCCUCCUCUCUGCCUCAUCCACAAUGGGCUCCCUCGCCCGUCUGACCGAAUCCCUCCCGUCGAUCCCCAUCCCCGCCAACGUCGCCAAGUCAGUCUCCACGACGCUGUCGCAUCUCUCCCUGACGUGCACCCAUCUCCGCCACGGCAGAUUCCACGCCGCGCUGGCGAGCGCCCGCGUCGCUGAGGCGGAAGCCGAACGCAGCUUCUUUGAGAAGAGCAUGGUCGGUCAGGUUUACUUUCCUGAUGAGCAUAAGGUCGCUGUCUACCUGCCUCUGCUGGGUCCUGUUGGUGUGCCUCUGCUCGUGGGGCUGCUGAAGGAGGUGAAGCGGUUUGUGGCGAGUCGGAAGGCUAAAAAGGCAUAG
Aspergillus candidus is the source of this 2343-nucleotide messenger RNA. RefSeq names its product phosphatidylinositol-glycan biosynthesis class S protein-domain-containing protein. The record is from RefSeq and is a predicted model, not a curated record. Gene Ontology annotation, cellular component: GPI-anchor transamidase complex. Gene Ontology annotation, biological process: attachment of GPI anchor to protein. Bases 1 to 2343 code for a protein of 780 amino acids. Lineage: Eukaryota; Fungi; Ascomycota; Eurotiomycetes; Eurotiales; Aspergillaceae. The transcript has 4 exons.